Molecule: messenger RNA, 1394 nt
Organism: Dreissena polymorpha
Lineage: Eukaryota; Metazoa; Mollusca; Bivalvia; Myida; Dreissenidae
Product: sulfotransferase 1A1-like
Exons: 8
Coding region: 204-1193 (329 amino acids)
Biological process (GO): sulfation
Cellular component (GO): cytoplasm
Molecular function (GO): sulfotransferase activity
Source: RefSeq, a predicted model, not a curated record
AAAGGUCAGGUCAGGUGAAAAGCUGGCUUAAUACAGCACGCCGAAAAAAAAACAUGCAGUAUAACCCGACCUUUUAAACAUACUGAUAACGCGCGCUUUACUUCGAUGUUCACCCACAGGACGUCGGACACUAAGCUCGUCAGCUGUAUUGCAAACUUAAGCAGCGUUAUCGGACACGAAGCAAGCCAGACGAAGGUUGGGAAAUGUCGCGACAGUAUCAUCACGACGUAACGGAUGGAGAUACCAUUCUCUAUGACGUCAUCGAUGAGGAACCCGAAGCUCCUUACAGACUGUGCGUCUUCAUGCAUGAGACAUUCGAGCAAAAGAUGGAGAUUAUGAAUAACUUACCAGACUUAAAGUGUCGAGAACAAGAUUUGUUUCUUUUAUCGUAUCCCAAAACAGGCACGAACUGGCUGUGGGAAAUAAUGACGAUGAUAACGUCGGGAUCGCAAGAAGUCUCCGCUAGCGACAAGCGCUACGGCAUGAUCGAGGCCACACCAGCGACGCCGGACGCUUUGACGGACAAGCUUCCGGACCCCCGGAUCAUCAACUCUCAUCUACUUCCGAAAUAUCUGCCAAAAGCCGUUUUAACAGGCAAACACAAGUGUGUCUUCAUCGCCAGAAACCCGAAAGAUGCCGUCGUAUCCUUCUACAACCAUACCAAGGGUAUCAAAGCUUAUGAAUACAACGGAAAGUUUGAGAACUAUAUACAGAUGUUCAGACGCGGAGAAGAUUUAUCAUCCCAGGCUGCCUACGAUGCGCUUGUGGACUUGGUCCCACUUAUUGAAGCGGCAAAAGUUGGAUCCUCCUUGUUCCUGGACUGUCAGGGCAGCAAUGGCCACGCAACGGAGACGCCGCAGGUCACAGACGAACCAGCGAUCGUCCCCGUUGAUGCAACAGUUCCAGUGUCUGAUGUGAAGUUCGUUGCCACUAAAGUUAGUGAACCGACAAAGAAACCACAAAAGAACGUUUCCACCGGCAAAACUGCCAAAAGCAACAUUACGGUACCUGCCAAGUGCAACAUUACGGUACCUAACCCAAGAUCCUUAAAAGAAAUGCAGCUGGCAUACUUCCAGCACCAGAACAGCCUGUCAGUGGCACAAGAGGCCUAUUACUUGAAAAUGGCAUCGCUGGCGGAUAAAUUGAAUGUGCUAGCUGACAUUGCAAUAGACAAAAUACACAAAAAUGAAUGAAAUUUAUAUAUGUCUACGCUUUCAGGCAAUGUUUUACUAGUUUAUGUUUACAUGUAUUCUCAUUUACUUUUUUGAAUUUCAUAUUGUUUUUGUAUGAUUGCAAUUAUGUAUAGUGUCUCGUACAAUUUUAUUCAUUCAGCCAUUAAUUCAUGUAAUUAAUGGCGAUGUUUUAGAAAAUAUCAAUAAAAUUACAUAAAGUAA